AUGGUGGUGGCUCCGCGGUUGUCGGACGAGCAAGCCAUAGUGGUCCUUGCUCGCGUAUACCACUCAACUCCCAAGCUCAGGCACUUUCUACGCACUGUCCAAUUCCUCCAUGAGCAUAACUAUCUGCGCCUCCGACUUCAGCAUCCAGUGAUCAAUCACGCCAACGCAUUUUCCGAUACUAUGGACGACGCAACCUCCCGGUUCCUCUACCGAUUCACCGUACCGCAACUACGUGUGUUGUGUGUGGCAUUGCACCUGCCCAGUACCGUUAUGACGUCGUCAAGGGAUUAUGUCCCGUGCAUCGAAGCCCUGGCCAUGACGUGUCGCCGGCUGGCAGAACCGUGUCGAAUGCUGUUUUGCGUCAACGCUAUCAACGUUACGCUGGCGUCAUCAAUGCUGCUGGAGCACCCCUUGCUACGUGCGUUGGAUUUAUUGAUGGCACCCGACAUUACAUUAGCCGUCCCAGCUCGCGGUUCAGCCGUGUCGCAUACGAAAACCUCCAACGCGCUUGUUACAAUGGCCACCCGCGUCGCCAUUGUUUGA
This is a messenger RNA of Aphanomyces astaci, 543 nucleotides long. RefSeq lists its product as hypothetical. The record is from RefSeq and is a predicted model, not a curated record. Lineage: Eukaryota; Oomycota; Saprolegniomycetes; Saprolegniales; Verrucalvaceae. The transcript is spliced from 2 exons. The coding region runs from base 1 to 543 and encodes 180 amino acids.